Messenger RNA from Cyprinodon tularosa, 2576 nucleotides. It is a transcript of the gene men1, whose product is annotated as multiple endocrine neoplasia I. Gene Ontology annotation, cellular component: histone methyltransferase complex; nucleus; chromatin. The record is from RefSeq and is a predicted model, not a curated record. Gene Ontology annotation, molecular function: Y-form DNA binding; chromatin binding; transcription cis-regulatory region binding. Bases 237 to 2126 code for a protein of 629 amino acids. Gene Ontology annotation, biological process: regulation of transcription by RNA polymerase II; negative regulation of cell population proliferation; negative regulation of cell cycle. NCBI's taxonomy places the organism in Eukaryota, Metazoa, Chordata, Actinopteri, Cyprinodontiformes, Cyprinodontidae. The transcript is spliced from 10 exons.
UAGAUCUCCACAUAGCGCGGUGAGAUCUGCUGAGACUCGGUGACGUCAUGUGUCGUACCCACUCCGAGCAAUUUUCGGGCAGAGCGAAGUGCGCGGUAAAAAGAAGAGGGGGACACAAACAAAAACAUGUGGCUUCCUCUAUGAGAACGCGGGUGAGACCAUGACGUGGAUGAACUCGACCUCUUGGUAAACCUCCAUCAUUGAUCAGAGCUGCGCCUGGAAGUCCAUAUUUGGCCAUGGGUCUGCACACGGCUCAGAAGAAGUACUUUCCUCUCAGGGGCAUAGACGGGGUGGUCCAGCUUUUCGACUCCGAGCUCCGCAGGUCCGAGCCCGACCUAGCUCUCCUCUCACUGGUGCUGGGCUUCGUGGAGCAUUUCCUGGCUGUGAACAGGGUCAUACCCAUAAAUGUUCCGGGGGUCCGCUUUGAGCCGCUGGAGCCGGACUGUCCCACGUCUUGCUUCCCCACAGUGGAGCUGGGGAUGAUUUCUGCCCUGUACGAACGCUUUACGGCUCAGAUCCGCGGGGCGGUGGACCUUUCCCAGUAUCGGAGGACGUCCGCUGGGUCCAGCAGAGAGCUGGUGAAGAAAGUGUCUGACGUCAUCUGGAACAGCCUCAGCCGGUCCUAUUUCAAGGACCGGGCUCACAUCCAGUCCCUGUUCAGCCUCAUCACAGGCACCAAACUGGACAGCUCAGGAGUGGCGUUCGCCGUGGUGGCGGCCUGUCAGGUGCUGGGGCUGAAGGAUGUCCACCUGGCGCUGUCUGAAGACCACGCCUGGGUCAUAUUCGGGAAAAACGGGGAGGAGACGGCCGAGGUCACCUGGCAUGGGAAGGGCAACGAGGACCGCCGCGGGCAGACGGUCGCCGCCGGCGUCAACGAGAAGAGCUGGCUCUACCUGAAGGGCUCCUACAUGAAGUGUGACAGAAACAUGGAGGUGGCCUUCAUGGUCUGCGCCAUCAACCCUUCACUGGAUCUACACACCGACAGCCUGGAGCUGCUGCAGCUACAGCAGAAACUCCUUUGGUUGCUGUACGAUCGAGGCGAUCUGGACAGGUAUCCCAUGGCGAUGGGGACGCUAGCUGACCUUGAAGAUCAGGAUCCAAUACCAGGGAAGGAGACCCCGCUGCAAAUCCAUCUCAGGGCCGUAGGUUCUGCUCAGAAGUUCUACAACAACGAGCACAUCUACCCCUACAUGUAUCUGGCUGGUUUCCACUACAGACACAGGAACGUCCAGGAGGCUCUGAAGGCCUGGGCUGAGGCAGCGCAGGUCAUGCAAGACUACAACUAUUUCCGUGAGGACGAGGAGAUCUACAAGGAGUUCUUCGACAUCGCAAACGACGUCAUCCCCACUCUGCUGAAGGAGACGGCCACGGCCGACAACCCCGGGGAGGACGGAGACGCAGGACAAGCCAACGACAAGGAGAACAGCAAGCAGCUGGCGGCGGUCUCGGCGCUCCAGGACCCAGAAUGCUUUGCUCACCUGCUCCGUUUUUAUGACGGUAUCUGCAAAUGGGAGGAAGGAAGUCCAACUCCGGUUCUGCAUGUGGGCUGGGCCACCUACCUGGUCCAGUCUCUGAGCCGCUUUGACGCUCAGGUGCGUCAGAAAGUGUCCAUCAUCACCAAAGAGCCCGAGUGCCCUGACGACGACGACCAGUCCAGCGAGGAUCCUCGGGAGGGCCGCAGGCGGGGCCCCAGGAGGGAGUCCAAGCUGGAGGACCAGAGCCUGUCUCCCCCCGCUGCUCCAACCUCCCCUCUCGCCCAGCAGCCGGCGGCGGCGGCAGCACCGGUUCAGCCCAAGAAGGUUGGGGAAGGAUCCGCCCGCCGCCGCUCCUCCCAGGGUCUGCGGGCCGGAGAAAUAGAAGGAACGCCCAAGUCGCCCGGCUCAGACUCGGUCUCCUCCCCUCUCUCCCAGCAGCUGGCGUCUCCCUGCCCCGCCGGCCCCGUGGUCGUGUUUCAGAGCGAGAAGAUGAAGGGCAUGAAGGAGCUGCUUUGUGCAGCCAAGGUGAACUCCAGCGCCAUCAAACUGCAGCUCACCGCGCAGUCGCAGGUGCAGAUGAAGAGGCAGAAGAGCACCGCAGCCGGCGACUACUCCAUGUCCUUCAUGAAGCGCCAGCGCAAGUCUCUGUAGACGAGAAAACUGUGAAAAACCCCAGAGGGUUAACGCUCGUUAUCGUCUCCAUGUAGGUCCUCAUGUCACUUUACCUUCUUUGCUCUGAGCAAUACAUCCUAUGGAGCCACAUUGGGGGCAAAAAAAGUCUGUUCUAAAAAUAUGGAGAGAAAAAAAAAGCUCCAUAAUAUCGAGAUAAUCUGUGGCCAUAAGAUUAGUUAUUUUGAAACUGUAAAUUAAUUUCAUACGAUACACAAAACUGGAUCUGGAAAAAACAUUUAAAAAUGUUGUUUUAGUUUUAAAAUCAGUAUCGAUACAUUUUUUUUUUUACGAUUCCUGAAUAGAAAUAUUUAGUCUAAGUUUCUAAGCGUCACCGUCAUCCAAGUCCCCCCCCCCCACGCUGAGGGACUAGGACUUGGAGAAAGUUUCUGAAACUGAACAAAACCUGGAAAAUCUUUUUUUUCUUUUUCA